Molecule: messenger RNA, 2595 nt
Organism: Synchiropus splendidus (mandarinfish)
Lineage: Eukaryota; Metazoa; Chordata; Actinopteri; Syngnathiformes; Callionymidae
Product: homer protein homolog 3
Exons: 10
Coding region: 283-1365 (360 amino acids)
Biological process (GO): G protein-coupled glutamate receptor signaling pathway; regulation of store-operated calcium entry
Cellular component (GO): plasma membrane; cytoplasm; postsynaptic density
Molecular function (GO): G protein-coupled glutamate receptor binding
Source: RefSeq, a predicted model, not a curated record
GUGUGGUGGUCGAGCAGUAGCCGCCGUCCUGCGCCUCGGUCAAAGGAGAAGGCAAAUAGACUUCACGCUUUAUGCUGUUGUCGGAAGACCGUACCAUUCUACCAUCUGUUACGUUUGGGGACGAACUUGGCGGCUCAGAACUCCCCGAAGGUCUCGUCGGACUUGAUCGCAUCAUCACCAUCAUCAUCGGCAUCUACUGGAACAACCAUAACUGUUUCACCCCGCUGUUUUCCAAGAGGUUUCAGAUGGAAAUGGGAAAAGACGCUUCAGUCAGACUGUAAGAUGUUUCCGCAGCACAGAGAAAGGGAGCAGCCGAUCUUCAGCACGCGAGCCCAUGUCUUUCAAAUCGACCCAAACACCAAGAGGAACUGGAUCCCGGCCAGUAAACACGCAGUCACUGUGUCCUUCUUCUACGAUGCCAGCCGCAACGUGUACCGCAUCAUCAGUGUGGGCGGGACCAAGGCGAUCAUCAACUGCAUCAUCACCCCCAGUAUGACGUUCACCAAGACUUCCCAAAAGUUCGGUCAGUGGGCGGACAGCCGGGCCAACACUGUCUAUGGUCUGGGCUUCGCGACGGAGCAGCAACUGCACCAGUUCUCUGAGAAGUUCAAGGAGGUGAAGGAUGCGGCGCGCCUGGCACGAGAGAAGUCGCAGGACAAAGAACUGGCCAACUCAGCGCUCAACAUCGCCGUCCCUCAGGACCUCUCGGACGAACUCCAGUCGCCUCCAGUGAUGUGUGUGAACGGACCAGAGGACAAACUCUACCGCAGCCAAAGCGCAGACAUCACUCUGGCUUCAGAGAAGGAGCGAAUUAAGAAGAUGCUGUCUGAGGGGUCCAUUUGUGAGAUGAACCUGGAGGCAGAGCUCUUCACUCUCCAAGACAGCAACACCAAGCUAAUCGCGGCGCUGCACGAGGCCAACACGAACGUGGAGCAGUGGAAGAAACAGCUGGCCGCCUAUCAGGUGGAAACAGAGCGGCUCAGGGAGCAGGUGGCCGACCUGGAGGCUCACGGGGGUCACGGCCCGAGUGACCUUCUGAAGGACGAGCUCACUCAGUCCCUGGAGGAGCUGGAGGCUCUGCUGAAGGCCAAAGACGAGGAAAUUCACAUUCUCCAGAGCAAGAAGUCAGAGUACCAUCAGAUCGAGCACGAGCGAGACGAAGUCAUUCGCCGGCUCCGUGAGAUGGAGAUCCGGACGUCUGACUUGGAGCGGCGCGUCCAGAGCUCGGAGCAGAACCUGAACAGCUCCCUGGAGGAGCGCGACCGCAUGGACACUGAGAUCCAGCGGGCCAUCGAGGUACUGGACAUCAAGAUCUUUGACCUCAACGACCUCCGCCAGAGCCUGGUGAAACUCAUCGACAAGUAAAGCACUUGUAGUGUCGCGUUAAUUCAGUGCUCGCGUUGCUUUUAAGGAAAAGCUCCAUGCAAUAAACCGACCGUAAGGUAAGUGCUCAACUGUUACUCAUAAAGGUGCUUGUAGUUUUUCAUAAUUAUUUUGUGGAAACACGAAAAUGCAGUGUGAACGGUGACAGGCCUUUUUGCACAUGACAUACUGAACAGAAGAAACAGAGAGUCUGACAAAGUUAGUUUCAUAGCGUUUUGAUUCCGUAAAUAAGAGUAUUCUACAGAAACUUGUGGUUGGUCUAUGGCCUCACCCGCUCCUACUGUGUGUGAACACGCCUUCUGCAGCAGUUUCAGAGACUCCAUGCCUUCACACUUACGUCCGCACGGAACAACCAGCUGUUCAAAGAACCAUGUUUUUGUUUGCAACACAAUUGUGCUGAGCCUUACUGCGCAGGACUGACACUGCUGGAAAUAAAGGAAACCUACUGAUCCUCCAAGGGCUGCUCAUUGAGAAGUGAAGCGCACAGCGUGAGACAACCGUUUUAUUGGUUCUAUCAGUGACUCCAGUCAGUUACUUCAGCUUCUUCUUCGGCCGGAUGUUGCUGGUGUGGCCACAUUUUUUCUUGCGGCAGUUGCUGGCGCGCGGAUGGAGGCGAGCGUAGCACCUGGAAAGAAGCAGCAAAUAAAGCGCCGUCUCCAUUGCGACAGUAGUUUCAUCACUCUGUUUACUUUCAUGAGGCGGUGGGCUACCUACUUGCGACAGACCAUCUUGUCACAGUUGUACUUCUGGGCCAGUACCCUCAAAGAGGGUUCGAUGACGCCGCCUCUCAGGCGCAGGACCAGAUGCAGGGUGGACUCUGCGGACAGACAGCGAUGAAGAGCGAAGCGGCCGCGACAUGACCAGGCGACAAAGAGCCGCUGACCUUUCUGGAUGUUGUAAUCCGACAGGGUGCGUCCGUCCUCCAGCUGCUUCCCUGCAAAGAUCAGACGCUGCUGGUCCGGAGGGAUUCCUGCACAGACACAGCAGGGGCUCUGUUUACGUGCCAGCUUCUGUACCCCCACAUGUCACGGCAUCACCGCUCAAGAUGAGAGCUGCUUUAUUUGAAUUCUUCGGCCGCAGAAAGGACAAAAAUAUUUAAAAAGUUGUAUAUGUGCUUCCAUUGUUUUGGCUAAAGUUAGCAUCAUAGCACUGAAAGCACGCUGUUCUUUGGAGGUCAACAACUUAAAACAAUACAGAAUGAUCUCAACAAUA